Symbiodinium sp. CCMP2456 is the source of this 844-nucleotide messenger RNA. Lineage: Eukaryota; Dinophyceae; Suessiales; Symbiodiniaceae. The record is from the annotation of a GenBank genome assembly.
CUCGCCGAGCGCAGCUUCGAGCGCGCCAAGCAGCUCCUGCAGCGCGGCGCCGGCACCCAGCGCGCCCGCGACGAGGCCCUGGCCAGCCUGCAGACCGCCCGCGCCGCGGUGGAGCUGGCCGAGGCGCGCCUGACCAAGACCACCAUCGAGGCCCCCUUCGCCGGGAUCGCCGGCCUGCGCCGGGUCAGCAUGGGCGACUUCGUCACGGUCGGCCAGGACAUGGUCAACCUGGAGAACAUCGACCCGGUGAAGGUCGACUUCGCCAUCCCCGAGCGCUUCCUCGGCGAUCUCGACAGCGGCCAGACCGUGCGGAUGACCGCCGACGCCUUCCCGGGCGAGACCUUCGCGGGCGAGGUCUACGCGGUGAACCCGCGGAUCGACCCGGCCGGCCGCAGCAUCCAGGUGCGCGCGCGCAUCGACAACAGCCAGCGGCGGUUGCGCCCCGGGCUGUUCGUGCGGGUCAACCUGGAGCUGGAGGCGGUGGUGCCGCGCGGCGAGCAGCGCUUCGUCUACAAGAUCGUCGACGGCAAGGCGGUGAUGACGCCGGUGGUGAUCGGCCAGCGCCGCUUCGGCGAGGCCGAGAUCCGCGAGGGCCUGGCCGAGGGCGACACGGUGGCGCGGCGGCCGAUGAAGAUCUCCGAACUCUGCAUCCGGCGGCCGGUCUUCGCGACGGUGCUCUCGCUCGCCAUCGUGCUGAUCGGCCUGGUCAGCUACGAGCGGCUGACCGUGCGAGAAUACCCGGAAAUCGAUCCGCCGGUGGUCAACGUCGAGACCACCUACCGCGGCGCCAGUCCGGAGAUCGUCGAGACCCAGGUCACCCAGAUCCUGGAGGAGCAGCUCUCCG